This is a messenger RNA of Closterium sp. Naga37s-1, 621 nucleotides long. The record is from the annotation of a GenBank genome assembly. Lineage: Eukaryota; Viridiplantae; Streptophyta; Zygnematophyceae; Desmidiales; Closteriaceae.
AUGGCGGUGCAGGGAGUAGGUGUGAAGACUAAAUCCGACCCCCGUCGCCCGCCAUUGAACGCUUCUGCCGCCGAUGGAAAUGCCAGGGUCGUCGGUGGUUCCCCUUCUUCCUCGGGUCCUCCGGCUGGUGCUGUGAACCCUGCUUCCCCUGCUGCUGUUGUUACUGCUGCUCCCGGAUCUCCCCCUUCUGCUGCUGCUGCUGCUGCUGCUGCUGCUGCUGCAAAUCCCGGAUCUCCCCCUGCUGCUGCUUCUGACGAUGGUCCCCCUGGUGGUGGUGAUGUCGCUCCCAAUGCUGUUGUCUCUGCUGAGAGAGAUGCUCCUGAGGAAGGAAACGCUGAUCAGUCCCCGAUGGAGAUGAUUAUGUCCCGCGCGAAAGGGAGAGUGUAUGCAACUGAUGCCGCCCGGUUUGACGAGGAGGCGCACGCCAAACCGGAUGUGAAUGAGGAGUUGCAAGUCAAGGCGGAGAGCCAGAAGGCAAUUGCAGGCGUGUAUCAGAAGGAGAACGGACGCCUCGCUGAAGACCUGAAAAGCGCCCUGGUGCUUUUAACGCACCUUGCAAAAACGUGUCAGCAAGUGGACCAGUCGACACUCGACUGGAAGGUAUCGUUUCAUAUGGCUUAA